Messenger RNA from Styela clava, 1245 nucleotides. The record is from RefSeq and is a predicted model, not a curated record. NCBI's taxonomy places the organism in Eukaryota, Metazoa, Chordata, Ascidiacea, Stolidobranchia, Styelidae.
CUUUGUCUUUAUCUAUGUUAGUACUGUGUAAUGAAUGGAGUGAUUGAAGAAACAAAGCAAAGAGAAGUUCAAAGGAGUACUGAAGAUAAACUCAACAUGUGGAAACAUUCAAAUCUCUUCAAUUGCAAAUGGUUGUUUAUGCAGAUAAUUGCUUAUAGCAUCAAUUCCACUAUAUCAGCCCGAUGUACAGAAUGUUCAAAUACAAUACUUGGAACAGAGAGCAAGAAUAUCACAUAUGGACCAAGUAAUGAAUACAACUGCAACUGUGAUUGGACAAUACCAGAAGAUAUGGACACAGAUCAUGAAACUGCUGUUGUUCUGUUGUUAAAAAAAUUUUCAUUUCCGAGGACAACUGAUAGUGGAAGUACACACUGCUCUGGAGAAAUCAGAUUCCCGAGCACGGAUGGAUACAAAUGCGAUUUCCCAAGCAACUAUUGUCUUGCAUUUGCAACAGCAUCAAUCAUUUGCAACAUCAACAAAAUCAGAGAGAAAAUUCCAGAUGCAAACCACACCUGUGAUUCAAUCAUUCCAUGGAAUGAAGCUGGAGGAAGUCCAUAUAAGAUACAAUACAAUUCCAGAGGCUAUGCUGGUUACACAAAAUACUUCACAAUACAAUAUCUUGUAAUAGAUUGCAGACCAACAACCACACCUGCACUCACAACGGUAACUGAGCAAGCAACAACAAUAGCAACUCAUCCAAAAGAUACAUCAUCUUAUGAAACAUUCUCAACCACUGAAUCAACCAGAACCACUGGCAACAUUCAAUGUCCCAAUGAAGAAUGUGAAUGCACCAGCACCCAAGUAUCACAGAAUACAGAAGAAUCAGAGAAUACAAUACCAAACUAUUCUCAAACAUCACUGAUCAUUGCUAUUCUAGUGUCAGGGAUUGUGGGUUUGAUCAUUGGAGCUUUGUUGAUGUUUAUAAUAUCAAGAUUUUAUAACAACAACAACGACAAGAAACCAAAGAACAAAGAUUCAAUGGAAAUGGGAAGCAUUCAACAUCAGCAGCCAAAUGUCCAUGAACGAACAACAUAUGAGAACUACACACCAACAUCAAAUGAAAGUGGAUAUGAAGUUCCGAAUCAAGUUAAUAACAAGAAUGAACAAAGUGGAUAUGAAGUACCGAAUCCAGUUGAUAACAAAAAUGAACGAAGUGGAUAUGAAGUACCGAAUCAAGUUGAUAACAAGAAUGAACAACAAUACGAGGUUAUAAUAACUGGAAAGGAAUAUCAAUAUGACAAUUGA